UUGAGACUGUUCUAAAAUAUGUUUGCGUGACUAUUUUAGUGUAAAUUUGUGGUAAUUUUUAGGUUAUAAAGUGUGAUUCCCGGUUUUUCAGUUAAACUCAAUAAAAAUGGAUAAUAACUUGGAUAGAUCAGUGAGACUUCUUGAGGAUGCUCUCUCCACCUCAGGGAGAGGUUUAUUCAAAACAAACACCUCGAAAAAACGCAAAGAUACAGUUAACAACAUGGAAAUUUCUCUAACGCUGCAUCCAUAUGAACUUAGGAAACUUAUGGAAGGUACUAUGGCAUUCGACGACACUAUGGAGUCAAUUUUACAAGAUAAAUCCAUAAGGGGGUCUGUUAUACAGGCUGAUUUGCCCUGGAAUAAUGCUCUCGAUAGUUUGUAUACAGAGUUCUUCGAAGUUCUACAAAGUCACUCUGGGGGACACGAUAUACUGGAAGUUGUGUCUGAUUUGGGGAGAUGUACUUCAGAUGCUUUGAAGAUUGUCGAGGGUUUGAAGUCAAAAGUAUCAGUGAGCAGUUUGGAUACAGAAAAGUGGCUGGAAAACGAGCGUAACACAUGGCGUUUGAUAUUUAUUUUAUAUCAAGACCGUCUUUUCUCGCAAAACGCGAUGGACGAUGACGACGCCCACAUUCAAUAUUUUGGAAAAUCGGAAAAACUGUGCGUACAGAGUUUAUUUAAACGUGACAGUUUGGUGCGGGAGAGCCAACUUGUUAUAGACUGGUUGGAAUGUAACGAAUCCGAUAGAGACGAUGAAGUGUUACAUUUUUCCGAUAGCACCACAGGUUGGGAGAAUACUUUGCAUCAACUGCAUUCGGCCAGUACCAUUGCCUUUGGGGCCAGUAGAGAAAUCGUCGAUAAAAUGGAUCCUGACGCUCCAAAUUAUCAAAGAAAACCCCUUCACGAUUUAGAUGUUGAAGAUGAGAAAAGACUAAGCCGAAGAAUAUUCAGAGAAAUUAGGUGCGGAAAACUCGAAGAAGCCCAAAGAUUAUGUCAACAAUGCGGCCACUCGUGGAAAGCCGCCAUUUUCGAAGGUUGGAGAUUAUACCACAACCCAAAUAUCAAAGAAAAUGGCGCCCAAGACGCAGACAUCGAAGUGGACGACGGCUACGAGGAAAUGCCGGCCGCAGAAAACGAGGAAAUCGAGGGAAAUCUCAACAGGGACAUUUGGAAGGCCAUGGCAAUGAAAUUCUGCAAGCAGGAUUGGCUGGAAAUGUUCGAUAGAGCCGCAAUAGGCGUAUUUUGCGGCUACGUUGAGCCCAUCCUCCCCGUGUGCAAAACCUGGGAGGACAAUUUAUGGGCUUACAUGAAGUCCAUCGUAGACAUCCGCGUGGAGUCCGAGAUUCGGGACUGCUGCGUCAGAAACGACAGCUACAUUCCCCUAUCGGAUGAAUACUGGGCUCAAAGGAUGUCUUUGAACGACGUUUUCGUCAGUUUGGACUCAUCCAAGAAUGUCAAAGUGAGGGAAGAGUCCAGAAAACCCGAGCAUAUAAUCCAGAAGUACAUAAUUCUGGACGAAAUACCGAAGUUGAUAAAUCAGUUGGAGGACUGGAUAGAGGAGUCCAAUUUGGACACGCAGUUUUUAAGAUUUGCCGCGCAUUUGGUUUUGUUUUUGGAGCAGAUCGGGCAGACUCAUCACAGCGUGGAAAAAAUAUUGGAAGCGUACAUAAGACGGUUAACUUUGAUGAAGGAAACGCAGUUGAUAGCUUAUUAUGUGAGCAAGUUAAGUCCGUCAAAUCAAGUACAAAUAUACGCGUUAUAUCUGGAAAAUAUUGUAGAAAACGAGGAGAGGAAGAAAGCUUUAAUGUACGCGGAAGACAGCUGUUUGGAUGUGUUAUCCAUAACAAAACAGGUGGUGGAAAAUAUAAGAAACAAACCCCAUGAAGUCGAAGGGUCUGGAAACUUACAGCACAAAAUCACCGAUAUCGAUACUUUUAAAGUUGGCGCUCUGGACUGGGUUCUUUUCUACGAAACGCAAAAAGUAGAGGCUCUUUACCAAAGCAACGCUCUUAUUUUCACGUUCCUGACUUUGGGAAAAAUUGAUGCAGCGCAAUUGGCUUACAAUAAGAUUCCGUCAGACUACGUGGAAAAAAUAGUAUCGGAAAGCGGCGGCGAGGGCGAGAUCGGGCAGGUGGUCAAAGAGCAUCUGAGCUACAAGGCGUACUUGAACGCGUGCGACGCUUUUAACGAGUGGUUCAUGCAGUGCAAGAAUAAACCGAACGCGCCGGAAGAUUUACCGGAAACUGCUCAGUUCACGGAAAAAGUCGCGCAGCAACACCGGGUGGCUCAGUACAAAGCGGAAGUCGAAAGAUGGAAACUUACAACAAACCAUCUAGCCAAAACUGCAAAAACCAUGUUGUAUAAUGUUUUAUUAUUCCCUGAGGGAUGGCUUAUUGGUGCCAAGGAUGCUGAAUAUUUAAGAUCUUCGUGUAUACCAGAAAUUGUAUUAUUGUUAUACACGGUUCUGUUUGAAUCUGGGCAGCACGAGGAAUGCGUCCAACUUGCCGAUAUUUUGGCGUCCGAAAAAUAUGGACUUUACAAAGUCUAUUCAAAGGAGAAACUUGGAGAAAUACUAGUAAAACUAUGUGAAAGCUCAGUAGAAUUACUAAACUCCAAAAAAGAUCCUUGGGGGAAUGAAGUUUCAGCCUAAAUUAUGUAUUUUAAUAAUUUUUCUACUGCUUAAAAUUUAAUAAUAAAUUGUUUUUAUAACGAA
Brassicogethes aeneus is the source of this 2710-nucleotide messenger RNA. NCBI's taxonomy places the organism in Eukaryota, Metazoa, Arthropoda, Insecta, Coleoptera, Nitidulidae. The record is from the annotation of a GenBank genome assembly.